Acaromyces ingoldii is the source of this 2700-nucleotide messenger RNA. RefSeq lists its product as hypothetical. NCBI's taxonomy places the organism in Eukaryota, Fungi, Basidiomycota, Exobasidiomycetes, Exobasidiales, Cryptobasidiaceae. The record is from RefSeq and is a predicted model, not a curated record. The coding region runs from base 44 to 2632 and encodes 862 amino acids. The transcript has a single exon. Gene Ontology annotation, cellular component: mitochondrial outer membrane. Gene Ontology annotation, molecular function: ubiquitin-like modifier activating enzyme activity; tRNA threonylcarbamoyladenosine dehydratase activity. Gene Ontology annotation, biological process: cyclic threonylcarbamoyladenosine biosynthetic process.
CCUUCUUCCUCCUCGACCGACAGAGACAGACGCCUCGCAGACGAUGUCGGCGCUCGCAACGGCGUCGUCGUCUGAUGGAUCUUCUGGGCGCAAGUGGUUCACACUUGUCACGGGCGUGGCCGUGACCUCGUCGAUUGUGACUACGCUGGGCAUACUGGGCGUGCAGAGGCUGUAUCGACAACAACGACGAGGCGAGCUGGAAGAAAGGGUACGGAGAGCGGCGAGGAUCGCAGACGAAGAGGCAGACGCGCUCACGGGCAAGACGAAGCCUCCUGCUCAGCAGGGGCAGCAGCACCAGCAGCAGCAGCCCGAAAGGCCUUCGACGCUGAAUCCAGCCUCUCAUGAUGCACACCAUGCCGGCACGCUGCGGACGCCGGGCCGAAUCGAGGGCCCAACGCCGCGCUACCUGCAGGCGCUCAAUGCCAGCCAGGCCAGCACGCCAUCCCGUUCCUCCUCGCCUCGUCCGACGCCCGCCAUGGCACGGCAGGGCUCCCUCCCCAUUCGGCCCUCCUCGAGGGGCUCGUCGCGAGCCACGACGCUGGCACCGGGCGCAGCGACGCCCACGCCGUACGACGAGUCGCUGAUCCGCGAGCAGCUCUCGCGCAACUACUCAUUCCUCGGCGAAGAAGCGAUGGUCAAGGUGCGCGAUGCCUUUGUCAUUGUCGUGGGUGCUGGUGGCGUCGGCAGCUGGGCCGCCCUGAUGCUCCUGCGGUCUGGUGUGGGCAAGCUGCGCCUCAUCGACUUUGACCAGGUCAGCCUGAGCAGCCUCAAUCGCCAUGCAUGCGCCAACCUCGCCGACGUCGGCCGCCCAAAGGUUGUCGUCUGCAAGGAAAAGUUUGCCGAGAUUGCCCCCUGGGCCGAGGUGGAUGCCCGCGUCGAGAUCUUCAAGGGUCAGGAAGCGGCCCGGCUGCUGGGCCCGGCUGUUGGUGGUGGUGGUGCUGCGACGGCAAAGGACGGUGGCCAGGGCCAGAGGCCGACGUACGUCAUCGAUGCGAUAGAUAACAUCGACACAAAGAUUGACCUGCUCGAGUACUGCUACCGGAACCGGAUCAAGUGCUUCAGCAGCAUGGGUGCUGGCGCCAAGGCCGACGCCAGCACAAUCCAGGUGGCCGACCUGGGAGGGACCGCCGAGGAUCCGCUGGCGAGGAGCGUCCGAAGGGGUCUUCGUGCCCGGGGAGUCUGGGCUCCGGGCCUGCAAUCGCGCGAGAAGAAGGGGAGAAAGAGCAUUAAAACAAAAGGCACAUUAGCCCCGCCAAAGAAGCAGCUGCCUAAGCACAAUGACGACGACGACGACGACAACAAGAACGACGAGGCGAAGCUUUCAGAGGUUAGCGCUCCGGCCCAGACAUCGGCUCCGGUGACCUCGAAAAAGCUCGAGCACAGCGGGCGAGGCGCAGCAGACAUUGAUGCGAAGCAGCCGCCCUCUGCAGGGGCCUUGUCGCAAGUCGAUGAUGCGCUCAAGAGUCUCCAAGGGCAGAGCGGCGCCGGCUACAGCAGCUACAGCCGGCCUGGCGCACAGCGCUCUCGCAGGACCUCAUCUGCCAGCUCCAAGGGCUCGGGCUCCUCGCAAUUCUUCAGCCCCAUGUCGAGUCCCGAGACUGAGAAGUUCCCGGGACUAAUCAAUGACGAGGAACCCUCCCCGGCUGUCAGCCUUGCUGUCCCUGAAAUCUCGGAGGCUCAAGGCGAGGAAGGCGAAGAUGACGGCAAGACAAUCUCGCCAGCUCUUCUUGAUGAGGAAAAAGAAAAGGGCAAGUUGCAGCGACCGUCGCUUUCGACACUGACUUCUCAGACGCCCUCGUCGACUGCAUCGCGCACUUCGAGUCUGAAGGAGCUGGAGGCUGUCGAUGUUCGCUCUUCACGCUCGGGCCGAAGCGCACGCCCGUCCAUCUCUGGCCAGGCCGCAUCGUCUCGCCUUGGACCGGCCUUUGAGAUGGAGGAGGACGGUGACGAGUCGUCAUCAUCAGCAGCCCACGAAGCGGACCAAGACCCGCUGCCACAGAUCAUGUGCGUCUUUUCGACGGAGAAGAGCGACACAAGGCUGCUUCCCUUGGACGAGGAAGAGUUUCAAAAGGGCAACGUCGAGGAGCUGGCUGCCCUCGAAGACUUUCGUGUCCGCAUCCUGCCCGUCUUGGGUCCCUUGCCUGCCAUGUUUGGCCUGGCCGCCGCGACAUACCUCAUCUGUGACAUUGCAGGAAGAGAGCAGGAGCCGUUGCCGUUCAAGAAGCGCAAGAAGACGUAUGAGCGACUCUGGACCGACCUCGAGACGGCAGAGCGGCGCUACCCCGUCGCCGAUGGCGGCGAUGGGCUCAAGGACCUCAACGACCGAGCGCACGGUCCGCGGAGGAUCCCAUGGACGCUGGAGGACGUCGGCUACGUCUUUGAGGAAGUCUUUCGCGCCAGGUCAGUCGUGCCGCCGCACGAGACGCUGACGAUGGGGAAAAUGUGCCGGUGGGACUCGACGUUGCCGCUCUCGUACAGCAACGUCGCCCUAUUCACUAGAGCAGAGGGCGACAAGCACGAGCGAGAGGUCCUCAAGGCUGGAAAGAGCCCAGUCGAGGUGUGGGGAGAGGAGGCCUACAGGAUGUGGAAGAGGCGCAUGGCAGAGGAGGCACGGAUGAACAUGCUGCGUUGAAGUGCUUUCUGUGCCGCCCUGAUGUUACAAAAACAAGUGAGAGAAUACAAUGUACUGUACACUGGUGC